ACAAAAAAACACAUGACAGAUGCCCUUGGAAAUCGUCGCUUAAUGUUUGUAUUAAUGAUGCAUAGGAAUCACGAUUUCUCGCCAUCUAUAAUGAAAUAAGUAUAUAUUCUGGAAGCAGUGGGAAAGGGGAAGCUCGAGGCUUUGAAAAAUGGCGGGGAUUCGGUUAGAAGAUUAUGACAUUUCUCCAACUAUGGGAUUCAUUCCGGAGAAACGCCUGGAGAGAUUACCUGAGUAUUUCGAGCCAUGGGAGAAAGUUUGCGACGAUAUUCCACAAAUGGUAAAAGAUGGCACGAUUCGUUCUGCAAUCGACAAGGAAUAUUUCUAUUCCUUUGGUUGGUGUUUCUAAACAUUUAGAUAUGCCACCUGUAGUAACACAUUUUUCACAAGCAAAUUGUAACUGGAGGAAGAUUGGCCCAGAUAACAGUGAUAUUGAACUGAUCAACUCAUUCACUGGGACCAAAGCUGAGGAAGGAUUCUUUAAAUCUGCCAUUGGYGUGGAAUUGGCAUUUGGUAAUGGAGGACCACAGGCUUUGAUAGAUGCUCAACAGGCUGUGCUCAAUGAUGAUGUCAAUCAACUUGUUGCUGCACUUAUAACCUUGAAACRUGUUAUCCACAACUUGACAUCAGCAUUGCUCAAAGUGCACGAGAUUUGUGAUCCAAAAGACUUCUAUUGUUUGUUAAGACCUUUUCUAACUGGAUGGGGUGAUGGUUCUCCACUUACMASUGGAUUGAUWUAUGAAGGUGUGGACAGCGAACCUUGGAAGUAUCCUGGUGGAAGUGCAGCUCAGUGUUCUGUAUUUCAUGCUAUUGAUGGAUUUCUAGGAAUAAAACAUAAAACCACAACUGGCGAGGAGCAUUUUCUUGACAAGAUGAAGUUGCACAUGCCACCUAAACACAGAGCAUUUAUAUCAGCCAUAGAAAACGGACCAUCAGUCAAAUCAUGUAUUUUGCAGAAAAACAGCAACUUUUUGUCUGAGACAUACAACAAGUGUGUGGAUGAAAUACAUGAAUUCAGGAAUGUCCAUGUUCGAGUGGUUGUGAAAUAUAUUGUGUCGCAGGCAAAUAAAUAUUCACGAAACAAGAGCCAAAAGCUCGCUGAACAUGGAACAGGAGGCUCUGAUUUGUUGCCAUUUUUAAAGAGAAUUCGCAGUGAAACUGAAAAMGUGAAACUUUAAGAAUCAAUCUACUUAAUUAACAACUAGACCUCGAGGRCGAUAGGAAUACGUACAUACUAAGUAGUCCACGAGGCCGGGAAGUCUAAUUGUUUUAGUAUUACCAAAUUAGUUGUACAAAUGAAUGUGAAUGAAAUAUUAUAAAUGGCAAAAUGUUUUUAUUGCUAAAGAAUUCGCACUAACUUACUUCUUGAAUUAAAUUUGCGAUAGAGUCUAUUUUCAAUAGUUUUCGACUAGCGAAACUAAGCGCCAACUUUGAUUUUCUUUAGAAAUAUUUUGGGUCAAAUCGAUGUUGUUGUUGUUUUUUUUUUUCACUCCAACCGUGACGUCAAUAGGUGGGCGCCAAUGUUCCCCGAGUUACGUAGGCACAGAAUGUAGGAUUUGCAAUAGUCCACCAUUAUGGUAAUACUAAAAACUUAAACAAUACACCUUUUCAGUUGCGACAGAAGUACAUAACAUAAUGGUUAUGUACUUCUGGUUGCGA
Messenger RNA from Exaiptasia diaphana, 1656 nucleotides. Its product is annotated as indoleamine 2,3-dioxygenase 2. The record is from RefSeq and is a predicted model, not a curated record. Lineage: Eukaryota; Metazoa; Cnidaria; Anthozoa; Actiniaria; Aiptasiidae. Gene Ontology annotation, biological process: 'de novo' NAD+ biosynthetic process from L-tryptophan. Gene Ontology annotation, molecular function: indoleamine 2,3-dioxygenase activity; L-tryptophan 2,3-dioxygenase activity; metal ion binding. Gene Ontology annotation, cellular component: cytoplasm.